UAAUGUGAGGGGGAUGCGGAUUAGCUCAGUUUUCUCAAGGUAAAGGUCAAUCUCGGCGACGGAUCUCAAGGAUAAAAAGAUGCCUCGUUAUGAAGAUCGUCACGGAAGCACGCGACUCUAUGUUGGUCACUUGUCCUCUCGAACACGGACUCGUGAUGUUGAACGUCUCUUUAGCAAAUAUGGAAGAGUACGUGAUGUUGAUAUGAAGCGUGACUUUGCCUUUGUCGAUUUUAGCGAUCCCAGAGAUGCUGAUGAUGCAAGGUACCGCUUAGAUGGAAGAGACGUUGAUGGAAGCCGCAUUGUUGUUGAAUUUGCUAAAGGGAUACCGCGUGGUUCUGGUUCUGGUUAUGGUUCUCGAGAGAUAUCUUCAAGCAGAGGAGGACCUCCUCCAGGAAGUGGGCGCUGCUUCAACUGUGGUCUUGAUGGACACUGGGCUAGAGAUUGCACCGCUGGUGACUGGAAGAACAAAUGUUAUCGAUGUGGCGAUAGAGGUCACAUUGAGAGGAACUGCAAGAACAGUCCCAAGAAGCUCAAGCGGGACCAAAGUUACUCGAGAUCACCAGUUAGGUCUCGAUCACCUCCUCGUCGUAGAAGAAACCGCAGCAGAAGCAGAAGCAGAAGUCCAAGCUACAGUCGCUCAAGAUCCCCGGUUAGGACUGAAAAGGCACGGACACCUGAACCAGCUGCAAGGAGUAGAAGCCCUGAACCAACGGUGCUUAACUCACCUCCACUCAAAGAUAGAAACCAUAGCCUAAGUCCCAAUGCAGACAGCCCAAUGCGUGAGAACAACGGUCAAACCCCGAAAGAUGAAGAAAACGGCAAUGGAACCAAUGGACAAGAGCACAGUCCUAGAGACGAACCCAGUCCCUGA
Messenger RNA from Eruca vesicaria subsp. sativa (arugula), 871 nucleotides. Lineage: Eukaryota; Viridiplantae; Streptophyta; Magnoliopsida; Brassicales; Brassicaceae. The record is from the annotation of a GenBank genome assembly.